This is a messenger RNA of Camellia sinensis, 1621 nucleotides long. Its product is annotated as cytochrome P450 85A1. Gene Ontology annotation, biological process: sterol metabolic process; brassinosteroid biosynthetic process; brassinosteroid homeostasis. The record is from RefSeq and is a predicted model, not a curated record. Lineage: Eukaryota; Viridiplantae; Streptophyta; Magnoliopsida; Ericales; Theaceae. Gene Ontology annotation, molecular function: oxidoreductase activity, acting on paired donors, with incorporation or reduction of molecular oxygen; iron ion binding; monooxygenase activity.
CAAGUUUAAAUUAGAGCAAGCCCAUACUAUUUACACCUCUCUUUCUCUUCUCUCUCUUUGAGAAAGUAGGUUUAGAGAGCUUCUUCUUGAGAGCAACAAUGGCUGUACUCAUGGUGGUCCUUGGUGUUUGUUUGGGACUGAUCUGUGUCUGUACAGCUCUGUUGAGAUGGAAUGAAGUCAAGUACCGGAAGAAGAAAGGCUUGCCUCCUGGUACUAUGGGUUGGCCUCUCUUUGGGGAGACCACUGAGUUCCUUAAACAAGGUCCUAAUUUCAUGAAAAACCAAAGAGCAAGGUAUGGAAUUUUUUUCAAAUCCCACAUAUUGGGUUGCCCUACAAUUGUUUCAAUGGAUCCAGAAUUAAACAGAUACAUACUCAUGAAUGAGGCAAAAGGUCUUGUUCCAGGGUAUCCACAGUCCAUGCUUGACAUCUUAGGCAAAUGCAACAUUGCAGCUGUCCAUGGCUCCACUCACAAGUACAUGAGAGGGGCACUGCUUGCUCUGGUUAGCCCUUCCAUGAUCAGAGACCAUCUCUUGCCGAAAAUCGAUCUGUUCAUGAGAUCCCACCUCAGCGAUUGGAAUCAAAAAGUCAUUGACAUUCAAGAAAAAACCAAAGAGAUGGCACUUCUCUCUUCGCUCAACCAAAUUGCCGGUAUUCAAUCUGUCUCAAUGUCUCAAGAAUUCAUGCCUGAAUUCUUUAAGCUAGUGUUAGGAACCCUCUCGCUUCCGAUCAACCUUCCUGGCACAAACUACCACCGGGGUUUUCAGGCAAGGAAGAAUAUCAUCAGCAUGCUGGGAAGACUAUUGAAUGAGAGAAGAGAUUCCAAAGAAACCCAACAUGACAUGCUUGAUGUCCUGAUGAAUGGUGAUGAAAACAGAUAUAAACUAAGUGAUGAAGAGAUCAUUGAUCAAAUGAUCACAAUUUUGUAUUCUGGGUACGAGACUGUUUCGACUACUUCAAUGAUGGCUGUCAAGUACCUUCAUGACCACCCUGAUGUUCUUCAAGAACUAAGAAAAGAACACUUGGCAAUCAGAGAAAAGAAAAGACCAGAGGAUCCAAUUGACUGGGAAGAUUACAAGUCGAUGCGAUUUACGCGGGCUGUGAUCUUUGAGACAUCAAGAUUAGCUACAAUUGUUAAUGGGGUUUUAAGGAAGACAACUCGAGACAUGGAAAUGAAUGGAUUUAUUAUUCCCAAAGGAUGGAGAAUCUAUGUUUAUACAAGAGAGAUUAAUUACGACCCGUGUUUAUAUCCUAACCCAUUAACCUUCAACCCGUGGAGAUGGAUGGAUAAAAGCACAGAGUCUCAGAACUACUUGUUCAUAUUUGGAGGAGGGACUAGGCAGUGUCCAGGAAAGGAAUUGGGAAUAGCAGAAAUUUGUACAUUCCUUCAUUAUUUUGUUACUAGUUACAGAUGGGAAGAAGUUGGGGGAGAUAAGCUAAUGAAAUUUCCAAGAGUGGAAGCACCAAAUGGGUUGCAUAUUAGAGUUUCAAGUUACUAGACUGACUGACCUUUUGUUAUGUACAUAAAGAGAUAUAGGAUAUCAAAGAGGAACAUGCAGAGAUGCACAAUAAUAAUGUUCUAACCAGAUUAGAGAUUCAGAGUAAAAUCGGGAUUUUGGCAAUU